Messenger RNA from Colossoma macropomum (tambaqui), 2155 nucleotides. It is a transcript of the gene ubac2, whose product is annotated as UBA domain containing 2. The record is from RefSeq and is a predicted model, not a curated record. NCBI's taxonomy places the organism in Eukaryota, Metazoa, Chordata, Actinopteri, Characiformes, Serrasalmidae. Gene Ontology annotation, molecular function: serine-type endopeptidase activity; protein binding. The coding region runs from base 170 to 1225 and encodes 351 amino acids. The transcript is spliced from 9 exons.
CGCCAGCUGCCGUCCCCGACACCCUUUCCCCUCUCUUCUUCCCACAGCGAGUUUUUCCUCUGCUUCCCUUUAACUUUUAUCAAGUGAAUGGCGGUGAAAGUCAGUGCCUCGACAUAGUUUCUGCUCCUUUUUCGUCUCGCCGGUGUGUCCUGAGUGAGUGGCCGGAGAAAUGUUCACCACCACCGGGUCGAGAGGGCUGUAUAAAGCCCCUCUGUCGAAGAGCCUGCUGCUGCUGCCUGGUGCCCUCACUAUGCUGCUGAUACUGGGCCUGCCUCAGUACCAGAAACUGUUUGUUUACAGCCUUCAGGCUGUGAAACAGCACAAACAGGUCUGGAGGCUGGUCAGUGGGAGGCUGAUCUGUCUGGACGUGAAGGACACUUUCUGCAGCAGUUUGCUCAUCUACAACUUCCGCAUAUUCGAGAGAAGGUUUGGCAGUCGUAAAUUUGCAUCCUUCCUGUUUGGAACCUGGGUUCUUUCUGGAUUACUGGACUUCCUUUUGGCGGAAACCUUUCAGUUCUGCUUUGAACUUCAGGUGGACGUGCUGCCAGCUGGACUGCUGGGUCCGGUCUUUGCUCUCUUUGUGCCUUUCUUCUGUUCCAUCCCUCGUGUUCAAGUCACUCAGCUGCUGGGCUACAUCUCAAUCACCAACAAAUCGCUCGUCUACAUCGUGGGCCUGCAGUUGCUGACCUCUAGCGCCUAUAUGUGCGUUGUUGCUCUUAGUGGAUUGAUCUCCGGCCUGCUCUACUAUAACAAUGCAUUAGCGGUGCAGCGAUUUCUCCAGGUUCCCCGAUGGCUAGCUCGUUGCUGCUCUGUCAUUCUGGAGCCUCUUUUCUCGGGCACGGAGCCACAAGCCGAGGCUCCAGUGGGCAUGGGGGCCACACUGGACAUCCAGCGACAACAGCGCAUGGACAUGCUGGACCAACAGCUGCUGCUCUCCCAGUUGGCCCAGUUCAGGAGGAAUGCACAGCAGCAGCAGCCACAGGAGGGAGGCCUGCUGAACUGGAACAGAUUUUUUCCUGGUCUGAGACACAGAGGUCAAAACCGGCCCCAUGUGCAGCCACACCUGCAACAGCCCGCUCAGCCACACCCACCUGACACUCCAGUGGCUGAGGAACAGGUGGCUAGACUGAUGGAGAUGGGUUUCUCCAGGGUGGACGCCCAGGAAGCUCUGAGAGCGUCUAACAACGACAUCAACAUGGCCACUAACUUUCUGCUUCAGCACUGAGGCCGUUGCUUGAGGGAAUAGAGGGAGGAAGGGAGCGGAGCUACAUCGACUAGAAAACACGUACAAAAACUCGUACAGAAAAACACGUACAGACACGUGAGGCGGCGGUGCCAUGACCACAGUUGUGUGGGGAAGUUUAGGGUGGAAGAAGGGAUGAACAGAAGGACUGGACUGGUUUGUAACUCUAAGGAGCCUAUGAUGUCACUUCCUCUCAGUCUAAUUGGACAAUGCGGAGCUGCUGGAGUUGCUAAAGCUGCUGUUUCCAGCGUGCUUCCAUGCUUUCUCUGUGUGACUUCAGCCAAGAAUGGUGCCAAGUUGACGGCGGAGGGUCACACAUGGUUAUCUCAGGGCUUUCUCUGGCCUCAUCUGCUCCUGGUUUCUGCCAGUACUGCAGUACACUCCUUCUCUGUAAGCCCAUGUACUGGCGUCUGCCUCAUGACAAGUGCAAAGCAAUGUGACUGAAGUCUUAAAAGGGAGACAUUAGUUUGUCAUACCCUGUGUUUGUUUGUGGGGAGUAUUUCACAAAGCAGGAUUUCUCAGUAAGACAGAUAACUUGGCAAAAGUGAGGAUAGUCCAGUAGGAAUGACCCUUAGCUCUUCUUCUGUUGGACAAGCUUGACUUUUGGUUCAACCUGUAGAAACUAAGAGCUAUUUUUGUGUUGCUGUGUUAUUUAAAUACAUGCAAAUACAUAUUAUUGCUGUCUUGGAGAAAAAGGUAACUCCACACUAGUAACUUUACAAGGGAAGGCAAAAGUAUUCUUUACAUUUAAUGUAAGUUUAUGUGAAGAAAUUUUAUUCCAAAUCAUUUGGAACACUUCUGUUGUUCCAUUCAUCAUGAAAUUUUACACAGUGUAAGGGGCAGCUGCUGUGUUUAAAUAUUAGAAAAAAUAGAGAUGUAUGUUUUUUGGGGGGUUUUGGCAGCGAUGAUAUA